Rosa chinensis is the source of this 1668-nucleotide messenger RNA. RefSeq lists its product as uncharacterized. The coding region runs from base 237 to 1382 and encodes 381 amino acids. The transcript has 5 exons. Lineage: Eukaryota; Viridiplantae; Streptophyta; Magnoliopsida; Rosales; Rosaceae. The record is from RefSeq and is a predicted model, not a curated record.
UUCCCUCUUUCUGCCUGCCUUUCAUGUUUCUUUUGUGCUCCGUUUCUUCUGUUUAGUCCUUUAUUGUUUCUAAACGAAUAGGACCUUUACAAGCAACACCAAAACUGAAUUGGGUUUGGGUUUUAUUCUCAACCUUUUGGCUUUUCUGGGUUCCAAAUGCGCACUAGUUGAUGCUGAACUGAUUACUGAAACUACAAAGUAGCAGACGACGUACACCUGUUCUGUGAAGAAAAUUUAUGACAACUAUGGAUGUCAAAGGUAUAAACUGGGUUGGGUGUGUGUACGAGAAAUUUGAAUCUAUGUGCUUGGAGGUGGAAGAAAAUAUGUACCAGGACACAGUUAAAUUUGUUGAAGAUCAGGUACAGACUGUUGGGGAGAGUGUUAAAAAGUUCUAUGCAGAUAUAAUGCAAGAUUUGCUCUGUGACUCUUCAUUGGAUGGAGAUAAUAUAUCAGCUUGUGGUUUUCCUAUUGAACAUUAUUCAGAUGUUGAUAAUUCUAAGAAAUCAAAGAUUAGAAAAACGAAAGAACAUGUAAAGGUUGGUGUUGAAGAAGUAAAUGGGGAUUCAGAGGUGAUUUCUGUUGUGGAGAAGAAUGUGGAACAUACAGGAUUGUUUCAUAGACAGCGCGUGUAUGAUUCUUGCACAAGAUCCUCAGGUGAUUGUGCUAAAGUAGCAUGCUCUGACUUGUACUCAAGACAAGACCAUGGCAUGAGAAGCUAUAUCAAUAAAAAUUUGGUUGUCAAACAAACUCCUAUCAAGGACAGAUUGCCAGGGGCAAAUACUGCUGUUGGAAAAGAUUUUAACAGAGUAUCACUAUCAUGCAGCGAAUUUUCAAAUGAAAACCAUGACGCUUCAUGUGACCAACCAGAUGAAGUUAUAACUCCUACAGUGGAAGGUAUGAGAUGUGAUUCCAUGAGGGAAAGAUGUGUGGUUGCGAAUGCUAGCCAAUGUACAGAUGAUGUUUCAAUUAACUGCCAAUCAUCUGAUUUGAUUGUUUUGGAUAAAUCUGAUGGAAAAAGAUGGAAUGAACUGUUAGAGUCAUCGAUUGGUGGGUUAUCAGCUGAAUCAAAUGGUGGAUCUAAUAUCUCCAGUGUGCAUGGAACGGAAAUCAGUCAACAAUCUGACAAGGCAAAGCUCGAGGAAACUUGUGUGAUGGUCAGUGGUGAAGAACUUCAUUUUGUUCAUCACAUGGUAGCCAACUGUAAGCCUUACAAGAAAAAAAUUCCAAAAGCCUUCACUUCAAGAACGAGUUCAGCAAGGAAACAAGAAUAUGAGCAGCUUGCAUUAUGGCAUGGGCAUCAUACAAAAGCAUUUUUAGGUGGAGAAGAUUCAAAGAAAUCCCCGACUCGUGAUAUUUGCGAAUCUGAAUGGGAGAUUCUCUAGGCGCCUUUGUAAAUUGUAAAUAAGCGUCCAACUUACUGCAGCAUCCCAUGGCUGAUCAUGGUGCUGUCUAAAUUAUCUAGCUUCUGAAAAUUUGCAAAUAAGUGGCCAGUGAUUAUGUAAUCUCUUGGUGCUACUGGGCUCAGUUGUCGAGUAUUAAAAAUCAUGUCGUCUAUACAAAAUAAAGUACCUGGAAAUGUUAUUUUAGUACAACUUGGGCCAACCCAAAUGAGACCUUCACUGUACCCAGAAUCAUAAAUAAAUUGGCUUGUACCCAUGAGUGAAUAAA